Messenger RNA from Orbicella faveolata, 6379 nucleotides. RefSeq lists its product as uncharacterized. The record is from RefSeq and is a predicted model, not a curated record. NCBI's taxonomy places the organism in Eukaryota, Metazoa, Cnidaria, Anthozoa, Scleractinia, Merulinidae.
AACAAAACCCACUAAAUUGAUGAUAUGUUCGGAGUUUUAAAAGCUUGUAGCUUGUCAGAUCUCUCCAUCGAUGAGGGAAAGACGAGCAGAUAAUGAGAUAACAACUGGAAAAGGCUUCCAUCCACGAAGCGAUGUCCGUAAUCAGGAGCUUCCGUUUUUUAGGCGUGUGCGACAACACUAAGUGGCCAUUGAAUUAAAGUUGCAGCUCCUGCUGAGGAAUGGUAAUGUUUUCUGCUAAUAAAUCUUCCAGAUUCACGAACUUUCCUGCAGUGAUUCAAGAAACAGCCUUGGAAAGGUAUUGGUGAGUAGCCAGGGCCAACCACAAAAGGCUGUUGAAAAGGUGAGGCUGUCAGUGAGGGAACCGCCAUAGGACUUACAAAUAGUUGAGAAGCAAAAACAGAAUUAACUGUAGCCAGUAGGCUGUAAACCGCAGAAGAACAAGGUGCCAUGGAAGACAAAACAGCCAAGGAAAAUACAGGAAUGAAAGAUGGGACGACAAGAGACAACAACAUACCUGUUGAUACAUUCGCUCACGAAGCCAUUGGUACUGGAGGAGUACUGGACAAAGAAGUCAACAGCAAAAACCCAGCAGGAACUGAUGAAGACCAAGAUUGAUGAAAGCUGCAUGCAUCCAAGUGUGCCGCACGAGUAGCAAGGGAAGAACCUUGGGCGGCAAUGGCGGGAAGGCCUUAAGAAACUGAAUAAGAGUCAACCGUGGCAGAUAACGACUGCUGUACGAUAGCUGAAAUUGAAGUUUGGAUGGCCUGAAUCACAGAGGCUAAAAAUUCUUGUGAUAUGGAAGCACUAGCAGGAGUACCAGAUGCUUGCACGGAUGUCGACAGGGCAUUAGUUGUGACCGAAAUGGUGGACGCUGGAGCUGAAGACACUGCCGGCACAGAGCUCUCCAAACCAUUUCUAGUACGUCGAGGAGGCAUGACAGCCAAAGAGAUUGCAAAAUGGUGAAGGAAACAGAGCGAUAACUGCUGGCCAACAGCAGAUCUCCCAGUUAACUCUGAUUAUUGAUAAUCUCAUUUAUUUAAUAGUUUUGAAUUCUUACUGUAGUUGGCAGGACCCUGUUGAUAACAGCACUUUGUACUGAAGGGUUAUCCUGGGAAAACAUUCAAUGAGGAAGAGGAGGAGGAGGAGGAUCAUUUCCCAAAAUUUUUUGUUCCUUUUCCUCUUUGGUUCAAGUAUCACUCUUUCAGACCAUUUACCGAUCAGAUUUGCGACCUACUGGCAUGCUCUCUUUCAAACUUUGAUGCAAAAUUGGCAACUGAUGAUAAGGGCCAAACGACUACAAGUUAUUGGGGUUAUACUUGCAAACCAAAUGGAACAAACCUAACCGGAACUUCUACCGUAUAAUUUAGAAAGAUACUUACAAAAAAAAGAGCAGUAAUAUAAUCCGUAAAAUCCAACUUUUCCGACCCUCAAGUAAAGAAGUUUUGAAGCCUUGAAACUUGUAGUAUGAUUUAACAGCAAGGGGAAUAUAUUAAGCCAGGAGGAAUUUAUUUGAGAUGGUGCAAAAGACGGAUUUCACGGAAAUGUGAAUAUUAAACAACCAUUAUUAUAUUACUUCCCUUUAUUCCUGUAAGUAUGUUAUGUAAUAUUAUUAAUAUAAUAUUGUAUAAGAUACUUACAGAAGGGAAGUAAUAUAAUAAUGGUUGUUUAAUAUUCACAUUUCCGUGAAAUCCGGAAAAUCCGUCUUUUCCACCCCUCAAAUACAGAAGUUUGAAGCCAAAGAACUUGCAGUAUGAUUUAACAGCAAGGGAAUAUAUUAAGCCAGGAGUUCAUUUGAGAGGGCAGAAAAGACGGAUUUUCCGGACUUCAAAGAAAUGUGAAUAUUAAACACCAUUAUUAUAUUACUUCCUUUUAUUUCUGUAUCUUAUAUAUUAUUAUAAUAUUAUAUAAGAUACUUACAGGAAUAAAGGGAAGUAAUAUAAUAAUGGUUGUUUAAUAUUCACAUUUCCGUGAAAUCCGGAAAAUCCGUCUUCUCCGCCAUCUCAAAUGAACUCCUCAUGGCUUAAUGUAUUCCCCUUGCUGUUAAAUCAUACUGCAAGUUUCAAGGCUUCAAACUUCUUUACUUUGGGGGCGGAAAAGUCGGAUUUUCCGGACUCCUAAAUUUCUCUGCCUGACUGAAAUAGCUUCAAAUAACUCAGAGAUGUUUGUACAACAAAUUGAAAGUAUGAAACUUCUUGUUAUGAGUGCUCAUUUCGUUAAAUCACUUCAGUCUUUAAAGACUCGUACAAACAGUUUUAAACUUUUUGAAAGCAGUUGUUUACGUAGUGAAUUUAUGAUAAUCUGCUAAUUUUUAUGUUCGACGUGAAUUAGCCUGAAUGACUUGAAAACUCUCCAGAAAACACAAUCAAGAAAUGUGGAAAGACAAAUCUAUUGUUGACGUAGAAAGGCUCCCUUGAUUACAGUGGUGCUGUUAGUGAUUUGCAUUUGACCUUGGUUCAUCGUCAAUGGCAAAUUAGGAUUGAUGAGUGGCGUGAAACGUCUUCAUCUAGUUGAAGUAACAAGUUCUUUUCAUCCUUGACGUGCAGAAAGGGCCCCAAAAACAAGUCCAGGGCUUUUGGGAUAAUUACACUACUGUUCUUGGUUCCUCGUUAACACAUUUCAUUAAAAAGAUUAUACACCAGAUGAAUUGCGCUUGUUGAAAAGGAAAAAGUCUUGUCAUGGUAAAGAAGCCGCUUGGUUUCAGUAACGCUUGAAUUAUUUACGUUGAUCUCGGGUUCAAUGGCAAAUGACAACGGUGUCAGCUUUUCAUGCAUAGUAGCGGUCACAAGGUCAUCAGUGAGAUACCUUAACGUUCCACAUAUUACAUAUAUGGUAAGGUAUGCGCCAGCUGUCAGAUUUAUUCACAAGUUUCCAUCCAUGAUAUUUAAGUGGAAGACUUGUAGCUUUUUUACAACCAGCGAUUGACAGAGGAAAUGCUGUGAGCAAAGAAACCAUGUCGACAGCUUAACAACAAAAAGAGCGAGAGCACUGCAAUCUGUUACUUGGCUCCCGUAAUCAGUGGAAGGUGCAGUGUUGUAAGUGCAAAAUGCAUUUGUAACGUGAAAGAAAAGGCUUUGCCAAAGGCUUGGAACUCGAUUUGCCAGAAACGUGAUAUUUGAUAGAGCGAUUUCAGGUUUGUAAAUGUUCAAAGGCUGAAAUGACAGAAUGACAUUGUAUAACACAUGUUCAAUUCUUGACGCACAUUAUCCUACUUUCUUGCAGGUAUAUCAAACGUAGCGUUCUUCUUCAGUGCAAUUUGCACUCAAGAAAAAAAGAAAGGAAGUAUCCAGGAAAGCAAAGAUGAAAGUGAUAACAGUAACGAAGAAUUCGAAUCAUGCCAAGUACCUAGUUCCACUUCACAGCAGUGGCUCGAUGGAAAUUUGGCUUCUGUCAACAAAGCCCUUUGCCCUGCGAUUUCCUAUUGGGUCGCGCUAACGACAUUAAACGGUGCUCCUGCAAGUACAAUUUCCAUGCACAAGGCGUUAUUGAAUUAUGGAGGAGACGUUAUUGUGGAUCAGGUAAAGCAUCUUGUUUAGAAUGCAGACUGUUUAUUUAUGAGUGUACACAUUGUAACGUUUUCAAGACACGAAAGCAACACUUAUUAACACUCAAUUAAAUAAGUUUAGUCUUAAGGAAAACAAAAUACACGGCACUUAAAUAAAGUGCUGGCUGUCUGGAAUAACCAUAGGGGCUAGAGGAGUCAGACAGCCAGUUAAAAUCUUGCAAAUUUCCACACAGUUUUUAAAACGCUCUACUUUAUGCCUUUUAGGUUCAAUUCCAAGAAGGAAUGUCCUGCCAUGAAAGAGCUUUAUAAAGUUUUAAAAGACCACAAAAACCAACAUAUGCAGGACCUCGUUCUAUCAUCGCAUCGGCAUUGCUACAGACAAGAAGCCAGGAAAGUUAUUGGCGAUGAUAUCAGCUUGAUCAGUACACAAGAAUUGGAAGAGUGUGGCAAAGAGAAUGUAGUGCUAGUUACCAUCAUCAACAAGAAGUUUCAAUCAUCUUUGGCCAGCGUGAUAGAACACCUUAUCAAGGCAAAGUUACAAAUUGACAAGUUCGGAUUCACAGCCUCGAACAUUGCAGUGCAACCACCCAGCCCUAUGGUGCAAAACGACGAGAAGAGGUUCUCAGAUAAGUUGACAAUCCUGGUAAACGACAUUUCCAUUGCAAUGGAAAAGCUCAGUUAUGCCACUUACAGGGGAAAGGUCUACAAAAAGGAAAGCAGGGCAAAGUAUAUGUUUUCGCACAGAUGUGAGGCCCGUGCGUUCGUGAAUACUCUUGCCACCAAUGAAUUCUUCAAGCCUAGACUCGUUCGAGAAAUGAGAAAAGUGGUGGAGCUAUUAGCCGACCCGUACUGCGAAUUGUUUAGACCACUGGUAAUUGUCUAUGACCUAAUCAAAGUCAACCAAGGCGUCUGUUGGUCGCUAAAAGAGAGGUCCUUCGUAAAUGAUGCUAUCCAAGAAGAUAAAAUUGGAAAAGUAUCUCCCAGAGCGUUUCCUCCCUUUGACUCAAUGCAAGAACCAGAUCCAAACUACUUUCGCCAGAUCCUUGAAAACAGCCUAAGUCCAGAAGAACAGUCAAACUUCUGCGAAGAUUUCUUGAAGUUGCUUAGUUACAAGAAGAAGCUCAAAGAUAAAGUGCCUUGUUUAGUCAGAGACGCUAACAGCGGUAAAACAAGUCUGUUUUUUCCAAUCCUGGGCCUUGUGAACCACGGAAACGUUACCACAGUGACUAAACAACGAGCAUUCAACAAGUCUAUGAUCUCUAAGUUCACCAAAGUGAUAUUCAUAGAUGAAGCUACAGAAUCUACACUUGACAUCAACGACUGGAAAACGUUGACACAAGGAGGUUACUCCUUCCGACCAGCCUGCAAUGGACAGACGAUUGUCCACGUAUGAAUUCCGUAGCCUGCUAAACCCACAAAAGAGUGCAGCCACAUGGCUAAGGAACCACCCCAUGGACUGUGUACUCUGGGCCACCAAAAAGGCCAGGACACAUAGAGAUGAUGGUGAAGAUCCAAUUGAAACAGACAAAGAGCAAUCUUUCCUCGAAGAUGGAAUCUUGCAAGAAAAGGAAAAGGACGAACUACGCGCUUUGUGUUUAGACCAGGGAGCGGACAACACCUGCAAUCAGUCUGUAAGGGAAGACGAAACCCCACAAGACGCCGCGCCAGACACUGAAAGUGAGUCAGAUUCAUGCAGCCAAUCAGGCGAUAUCGUAGAUAUCUUGGAAAACCAGCUUGGAAUGCUGAAGCCAGAGAGUCUUUAACAUAGGAUAAUAACCCACAUGCUGGACACAGAGCAGGAAAAGCAACAAAGACAAGUCCUGUUUGAGCAGGAGCGCUACACUCAGCGUAAAGCCUGGUUAAAGGACAGAGGCGUGUCUAGUCAGAAUGCAGAGCUUCUUCCCGAGGAAUCUGACGAACCAACGCCUUCACCAAUCACAAGAGAUCUCAAGAGGUUUACAUGCGCCCAAACAGUAGCCGAAGACACGCAUUGCCAAGCUGCCCGGAAAGCCUUCGAGGGUGCGUGGCUGAAGGAGACGGAAAAAGAGUUGCAGGACUGUGUAAGGCGCUUACACUCUACCCAACAUCCCCCGACGAGAAAUUAAUUGGAGGCAUACCAGGAAGUAUUGGAAGAUAAGCUGAAGAACCACCACAAAAACCUUGGCACGCUUGGCUCUAAAGAGGCCUUGGAGGAGCGGAGGCGCACGUGCGUCUCCCUUGGUCUACUAGACAGGGGACACCAGCAUUUGGUGAAAUGCAUCAUUGAGGCCUUACCAACCAAAGAAGAACUUGGACCUUUGCCUACAGGUUCACAACAGGAGACAGGAGGGACACGGGCUGGGAAAGCAUCAGAAAGUGACGACGAAAGAAGCUUGUUCAUUACGCCGCUUCCCAGGGCUGCUCCAGGGACCUCGCUGUCGCGUGCCAGUUCAAACGCCUAUGACCUGGUGGUUUUAGAGGAGUUGAUGCACAACAGCACUACAGGUAGUAAGAGAAAGAGGUCAAAGUGUUGUGCUCACAGUCAAGUGAGUGAGAAGAGGCCUCAAAAAACUCUGCUUAAUUACUUCAGUCAGAAAUAGAAAUUACACUAAAUAAUGAAACGAAUAUCACUGUACCAAGUUUAGGCGCAGAAAGAGUUAAAGUUGAAGUUACGAUUGACUCAACUAAUUACCCAGGCAGUGAGGCCUGGGUUUAAAUUUCGGCUCUGUUUUUUUUCCACGUUCAGUCACAAAUCGCCGUCUGGUCUCUAAAGCACAUGCAUCACCUGUGCAUGCGUACAGCACGUGGAAUUUACAGAGGUUGUCAUCAAAAAAAGUUAGCACGGAUUCCAUGAUUUCUAGGGCAAUGAAAUCACAUACAAACGAAAACACCGUUCAU